Messenger RNA from Akanthomyces muscarius, 951 nucleotides. RefSeq lists its product as uncharacterized. The transcript has a single exon. Bases 1 to 951 code for a protein of 316 amino acids. NCBI's taxonomy places the organism in Eukaryota, Fungi, Ascomycota, Sordariomycetes, Hypocreales, Cordycipitaceae. The record is from RefSeq and is a predicted model, not a curated record.
AUGGCUCCCGUCAAGUCCAUCAUCGCUGCCUCUGUGCUCCUCGCUGCCCAGCUCGUCUCGGGCCACGCAGCCAUCACCAAUGCCGUUGGCAACGCCGGCGGCAGCGGCAUGGCUCUGGGUAUCGUCUCCUCCACUCCCCGCGACGGAACCAGACGCAACCCCUUCCAGCAGGACGCCACCCGCUUCCGUGGUGCCUCUGCCCAGUCUGUCGGUGAGACUGUCGGCGCCGGCGCCAACUCGGUCGAGAGUGGCACCUCCAAGAUCAUGGCCGAGACUGGUGACUCUCUCCCCCAGGUCACCCCCGGUGGUGAGCUCACCAUGACCCUUCACCAGGUCAACUCGGACGGUGCCGGCCCUUACAAGUGCAUGAUCAACGCCGACGGCACUGGCAACACCUGGGAGAACAUCCAGGUCACCCAGAACGUUGAGGGCAACAACCGUGGCCGCAACCGUGACGGCAGCGCCAGUGACCACCCUCUUGUGGCUGCUAUCCCCGCCAACCAGCAGUGCACCGGUUCCGUUGCCGGUGAGAACAACGUCUGCCUUGUUCGCUGCCAGAACCCUGCCAACGCCGGUCCCUUCGGUGGUGUCGUCCCUGUCCAGAUGGCCGCUGCUGCUGGUGCCACUCCCGCCGCUGGCGGUGCUGCUGCUACUCCUGUUGCUGGUGGUGCUGCUGCUACCGGCGCUGUUCCCGCUGCCAGUGCCGUUCCUGCCGCUCCCGCUGCUCCUGCCGCCCCUGCCGCUCCCGCUGCUGGUGCCGGUGCUGGCCGCAAGGGAGCUGCUCCCGCUACUGGUGCUGGUGCUGCUGGCAAGGGCGCUGGAGCCGGCAAGGGCGGUAAGGCUGGUGCUGGCAAUGCUGCUGAUGACGAGGAGGAGGAGGAGACUGGCAACACUCGUGCCAACGGCCGCAACGGCCGCAACAACCGCCGUGCUGUUGAGUUCCGUGCUUAA